AAAAGUGUGGGAGGCUUUGGGCGCUGUUCGUUACGUAGAAGCAGCAGCCGCCUACACUGACCUGGAUAUUAUUGCUGAAGAGGACAAUACCGAUCUCUUUAAAUAUCAUGGAUUAUGGGACCAUAAUACAUCGUGUAUGUGCAUGUUUACAGCGGCUAGAAGGCAAUGGUAGGGCAAACGUGAGGUCCCUCUGCCCUGGUGACGAGAGGAAGGGACUUGCUUGGGAACGUAUUGGACAAUAUCGAUAAGUAAGCAAUCAAAACCUUGACCGUAAAGCUUAUUUCUGCAAUUUAAAGGAUUUCGGGUCUCGGUUUACACAGCCUGCGUCUGUGGCUGCUCCCUUUAACUGGGUAUCACGUCUGAGUGGGUCGUAACAUCAUUACACGGAGACUACACUUCUCUGAAGUGAGGAAGAAGUAGAGCUGCGUCAGGCUAACUCAACCGCGCUACACAUAAAACAGGAAGUUUGUUGGUUUCGCCUUCAAGAUAAGACACUUAAUACAUUGGUUUGACUUUUAAUAAUGGAAGCUGGUGUUGGUUAAAGCCCCUGACACCCGGAGGAAACAUUCGUAGCCUUUUUAGUAGCACCAAGAGUCACUUUCUCUUCAAGAACCGCGGAACUCUUAAGUAUAAACAUUUCUCCGUUGGUUUUAUUGUGGAAGGUGAGAGCGGAAGUCGUGCUCUGGUCUGCCAGCAUUUGACACAGGUUGGGAGAGGGAUGUGGCCAGGGUGUAUUUAUGCUGCUGUUCAAGAUAUGAAAAUCAUUGAAUUAGCGCUGCUCCGGGAGCCCUGCUUCACCACAGGACACGACGGGGGUGACAACUGUGUUGCUGUCCGUCAGUGCAGUCGUUGUCGGCGGUCGGAAACAGUGGACACGACCGAGGCUGCUGCUGCUGCUGCUGCUGUGCUGGUUUCGUCUGGACUGGACCAUUUCCAUGAAGGCUUCUCAACCUCACGCCAAAACAAUUCACGUGCGGGGCUGUACUCUGUGCUUAGUUACGCAAUAAAACGUCAAGUGAUGAUGGAGCCCUCUCUAGCACUCGGCAGACUGGAGCUGACCCCCAGUUCAGCCGCUGUCGGGGUCAGUUUGACCCCGCGGCUGUCCGGCGGGCCCCCAGCGAAAGAGAAAUGCGGUCAGGGGCCACAAGGACAGGCUCACCUGAACGGCUGCGUCCCGCUGUCACAUCAGGUUGCGGGUCACAAGUAUGGAGUGGAUAAAGUGGGUAUUUUACAGCAUCCGGAUGGAACGGUCCUGAAGCAGCUUCAGCCUCCGCCCAGAGGUCCCAGAGAGAUGCAGUUUUAUAGCAUGGUGUACUCCGAGGACUGCUGUGAUCCAUGCCUUCUGGAGCUCCAGAACCAUCUGCCCAAGUACUACGGCACCUGGUCUUCUCCAGACAGCCCGAAUGACUUGUACCUGAAACUGGAGGAUGUGACGCGGCGCUUCGUCAAACCGUGCAUCAUGGACGUGAAGUUGGGCCAGCGGAGCUACGACCCGUUCGCCUCGCAGGAGAAACGUGAACAGCAGAUCCGAAAGUACCCGCUGAUGGAGGAGAUCGGCUUCCUGGUCCUCGGCAUGAGGGUGUACAAGGUGUGCAGUGACACGUUUGACUCGUACGACCAGCACUACGGGAGGGGACUUGUGAAGGACACCAUCAAAGAUGGCCUGGCAAAAUUUUUCCGUAACGGUGUCAAUCUGAGGAGGGACGCCGUGUCGGCUAGCAUCCGCAGAGUGCAGCAGAUCCUCCGCUGGUUCGAGUCCCAGCAGCAGCUCACCUUUUACGCCAGCUCCCUUCUCUUCGUCUAUGAGGGUCUCCCCUCCUCUCGCUCCCCAUGCUCCCUCCCCUCCCCUCUCAGCACGCCUUCCAUCAGCCCGACUGCAGAGAAAACCAGCAAGCUGACAUCAGCGGCCGACAGCGGCGUGGUCGUCGAGGGGACGGCGAGACAGGACGGGGCGGGGCAAGAUGAGGAAGUAGCCGAGUACAACAACAACAACAUUCAGGCGCCUAUGCCCUGGGAUUACAGCCUGGCCACCAUCUACGCCAACCACACGAAAGGGGGCCACCAUCACUGUGCUAAGGGUCAUCUCCAUGGCAACAGCGGAGCAAGUGACACCAUGGAGACGACAGUGAGCGCGGACUGUGGAGAUAAAACGUCGGCACUGUGUGAAGAAGACAACUCGGCGUGGAAACGGACAGGCGAGUCGCGGCAGGCGCCAAACGGAAACGGAAACAAAUCCCGACUGGAAGGGUCGGACGAGGAUGGAGAGAAGGAGGACAGUAGCAGGAGGAGAACAGGGGAGGAGAUACUGAAAGGAGAAGGAGGUGACACAACAGAGGGGAGCGGAGGAGAGGCGGAGGUGGAGGUCAGGAUGAUCGACUUUGCCCACGUUUUCCAGAGCGAGAGCCCCGAUCACGGAUACGUCUACGGCCUCAAAAACCUGCUGACGGUGCUGGAGCAGAUCCUCUGCGACUCCGCCUAGAGCUCCCCCUCCUCCCCCCUCCCUCUCCUCACCUGCUCCCCAUUUCUCCCCUCUGCCCCCACCAUCCACCCCCCCCCCCCUCGCCUCCUAUCAAACCUCACUCCUGUCUUUUCAAGAAACUUUCAGAGAGGAGAGGGAAGAAUCAAAGAAGUGAAUAUUAAACUAGAACCGUCAUCGUCAUCAUCAUCAUCUCACCUGGUUUGAUGGUCUGUCAGUCGUGUGUGUGUGUGUGUGUGUGUGUGUGUGUGUGUGUGUGUGUGUGUUUGUGUGUGUUUGUGUGUAUGUGUGGACACGGCAGAAACUGACUGCUGUGUUUUUACCUGUGAUCAGCAGAACUACAUGAUGCACUAAUCGAUUCAUGAAGGCAUUUGGACCCUCGGCUUGAACACAACAUCUUCAGCUGCAUGAUUUACAGAAGCUCAGACAAACUCUACAAAUUCUCAGAUCUACAGUCAACUUCAAAUGCAAUUGAAGAAAAUGCUGUUUGACAAAAAGCUGCUAGGUUUCUGCUUAAAUUUGACACAAAUGUACUUAUUUUAAACCCCUUUUUUUAUUUUAUCGUGUACUCUUUGUCUCUAAAGAGCACCGACCUCCAUUCAAAUUUAAAGUACAGAGACAGAUUGAAAAAGAAACUGGAGUUUAGAAUCAUCGUCUCCAUCAUCCAACCAAUCCCUAUCCCUAACUAUCCAAGCCAUCGUUGAAUAGUUCAAUCAGUGUUUUCACUGGGAUCCUCUCUAGGUUUUCUCUGCACAUAUUUUCUCUAAGUGUUUGAGCUUUGAGUAAAUUCAAGAAACGCUGAAAAUGUUGUGUUUAAGUCAGGUUUCCAUCUUGUUUUUUUUUUUUGUUUUUUUUAAAAGUUUAAACCACUGUCUACAGGUAUCUAACUCAGGUAACUUUACUGUAAGAAAACAUUACUACUUAUUAUCCUCUCAGCAAGCCGGUCGUCACGCUGCGUUGGUUGUUCAGCUCUAAGCGAUCGUUUUUCAUUUUUGUCUUAAUCCGUGUAUUUGAUCUCAUCGUCGACCUUAUCUCGUAAAUGUUGAGUGUUGAACCGCUUGACCCUUGACCCCGUGACCUUACAUGUUGUGUUAUGUUUUAACCAUGGUGCACAUGUUUAGCUGCCAAAUCUUCUCCUGUCUGAAGCUCGUGCUCUUUGCUGUGUUUGGUGCAGUCAUUCAGUGCCCCUCCCCCCCCAGGCUCCACACCUUGCCCUCGUUUUAGGAACAGGAUUAUACCUUGUACUUCCAUUCUUUCCUUUAAGUCAGAGGCUACAUUGCUCAUGAUUGGUGGCCAUUGCUUUGACAAUAACGACGUGUUAUGAUAUGAUUUUAAGUUAUUAUUAUUAUUAUUAUUAUUAUUAUUAUUAUGUAAUUCAUUGAUUAUUAGCUCGGCCGGAAUAUGAAAAUCAACAGUUUCCCUGUUAAAUUCUUUUAUUUAAUUUUAAAUGACAGAAGUGACAUGUGAUACUGUGAUAGGCUAACUCGUGUUAGCGUGACAUGAACUAAUAUGACCGAACUUUGCAAAGGGUGUUUGAUUGUAAAGACAUGUUUGCUGCUUUAACGGGAGUCGACUGACCGACUCACCCGAGAGUGACAGAAUGCUAAAGUGAGUAAGACAGCAACUGAAUGGUUUCUUUAUUCUUUUAGAUUUUUUUUUUUUUUACUUGGAGCAGAUAAUCAGGCGCUUUCUCUUAUAAGAGACAUCAGUUAUCUAUUUUCAAGUGGUAACAACUGCUUAAUGUUGCUUUUUUCAACAUUUUGUUUAAUAGUAGGGUCGACUAAAUGUUUGAGGCUGACGCACAGACUGACGCUGAAGAUUUCUAGUUUGCUUUUAUAAAAAUGUGAAACUGUCCUAAACCCAAAGCUUUAAAAUAGAAACCAUCAACUCAACGAUAAGAAGUGGAUGUAGCCCGAGGUCUGAGAAGCAAAGCCAAAGCUGAAGUGCCUUUUAUUGGCCAGCAGGGGGAGAUCAGAAGAAAAUGAGCCUCCUUCUCCCGUGAUUUAUUACCUCAGUAUCGUUUUUUAAUUAGUCUCAGUCUUCAGUAAAAACAAGGAGUCUUUAUUACAGAAGACCUGAGCAGACAUGCAUCCACACGUUUAACUUAAACUCUGUUCCCCCGUGAUAGUGACUCAUUUAGCCGAAGGACCCAAGACGAUCUCCAGCCAAAUUUUCAGAUAUUUUUCAACCCAUCCGAUUUAAUUCAUGAAAGUUUAUGCAGGUUGGACGUCAGACGGUACAAACCGGGACAGAACAAAGAAACGGAUCAAUACAAACGUGUUUGAACAGCUCUUUUGGGUCCCGACCCACCGGUUGAGAACCCCUGUGUUAACCCCUUUUGAUUGAGUGAUUUCUACCCCAGAUAUCUAAAAUACAAUCUGGAUACGAUUCAGGAGAACUAACACACCCUCUGAGGAGUCGGCUGCUCUUUUUUUGUUUAAUGCCCGUUUAUUGAAAAAAGAGAGGUCACAUUUCAAAUCGAAGUAACUGUGAAUUUUAAAAGCACCUUGUUGUCAAGCUAGCGCCUUCUUAGCACUUUUAUUCUCGUCGUCUAACCUCAGUCACUGCUGGCUAAAAAAAAAAAACCAAGAUGGCAACGGUAAAAAAAAAAAAAAAAAAAAAGCCAAACUGGAAGCUUCAGUCAAACCAAUAGGUGAACUCAUGGUUUCUAUGUCCACUUCUUAUACACAGACUUUGGUUAAAAUCAGUGAUCUUCAUUUAGCUGUGAAGACCCAAGGAUAGACAAAUGGUUUCCUUGCAUUCGUGCCCUUUUCAUUUCAUCCAGACCAAAUAGAUUCUCAACGAAAGAAGGUGUAAAUGUUUUUAUGAAAUGACUCUUCAAUGAAACGUCCACUGAAGACCAGGACAGCUUGAAUACAGAAGACAGCGUGACAGCAUUUAGGACGUAAUAACCCGUCCUCAUGUCAGUCUGAUGUGCAGUCAGCCUAAAUGUUAGUCCACCCCUACAUUCAUUCAGCAGCUGAAAUGCUUUGUCUCACAUAUUAGAGAUGAUAAAAACAGACAUUUUAAGGAUUUUUAUCUCGGCCUACAACGUUAUCUUCAGAUCUUUGUUUGUAAUGUUUUUCAUGUAUCCUGCUAAACUGCUCAGCCGUUGCUUUGAACGCCCCUCGCGUCUCUCCACACUAACACUGGAGCUGCUUUUGAAAUGUGGUGCUCCAGUUGGCCACUUUGAUUCUAACCGAUAAUAUGCACAGGCCUCUUCAGUGUAUGUAGCUUGUAAGAUAUUAUGAAUAUAAUGAACAAUAAGUGACUCCUGAUCUUUUUGUAAAUUAACCUCGGAUUAGAUGUUCUAUGAUUUGUACGGAAACCAAAAGAGACGAUGAACUAUAAGAAUAUCAUAUUUUUCUCUAACGUUGCUUUAUAUAAACGUGAUUCUUUGUUUUUGAAUUAAUCGAUAUGAAAAAGGAUGUUUACAGGAAUUAGAGGACAGACUCUUUUUAUGUUUUUGUUUUAUUUUUGAAAUCACUGCCUUACGUUCUGUGGAUGUCUCCAUGUCGUCUCUGUUUUUUAAAAUGUUGAUUUAUGAUCAUUCCGGCAGCUUUGUGAAUCUCCUCUCUGGGUUUUAAGCCUGUUGUUGUUGUUUUUUCUUCUCUCUCAGCUAACUCACAAAAAACCAUAUCAUGCAAAACUGUGUACAGGGCAUUGGUUUGAUGACUGGCCGACUCAUGAUGAUGCAUCUCGUCUCUUUAAACUCCUCUGAUCAGUCUGCUUUACUGAAACGUUUGAUUUCAGGGAAGGUGGGCCCUUUUACAAACAUCCACAGCUCGCUCAAGGCACAGCAACACAAAGUGAGUGGAUACAAGUCCGCCACUCAGGAAAUAGAAGUGUUACAUGGCAUAUAUUUUUUAUAAUAUAUUUUGUAAAGGAUACAUUUAUCAUAACGGAAACUCUGUUGAAGUACUAAAGUAUUCCAAAGGCCACCUUUUGGGAUAGAUGAUCAAAAGUGUGCACUUGACUGCCUAACCACAGUGAGAUGGAUAGACUAACAAUGGCCGCCCGGGGAGAAAAAGAA
This is a messenger RNA of Labrus bergylta (ballan wrasse), 6509 nucleotides long. It is a transcript of the gene ipmkb, whose product is annotated as inositol polyphosphate multikinase b. Lineage: Eukaryota; Metazoa; Chordata; Actinopteri; Labriformes; Labridae. The record is from RefSeq and is a predicted model, not a curated record. Gene Ontology annotation, cellular component: cytoplasm; nucleus. Gene Ontology annotation, biological process: inositol phosphate biosynthetic process. Gene Ontology annotation, molecular function: inositol-1,4,5-trisphosphate 3-kinase activity; inositol tetrakisphosphate kinase activity.